CACGGUCGUCUGCAGCCAGGCGUCCCCGCGGGGAGCCAGGUUCCUUAUAGGGCGGAUCCUUAUAGGGUCGAUUCCUAUAGGGCCUUCUGUGCAGGUGCUCCGUGCUGUUUGUAGCCCUGAGGGCUGCGGUUCUGGCCCCAAAGCACUCGGGUGAGCCGUGUGAUGAUUGCUGCGGGAGGAGCUGCGCUCCUUGCCAGCUGAUGGGAACGCCGAGCGCUUCUAUUGAUGCACUGUUCGAGGCCUUCCUACCGCCUCUGUGCUUUGAGACGGCCGGCAAGAAAACGAAGCGAGAAAACCUCGCCCUAUAGAGACACCGAAAGGCCAACCUGCCUGCUAGCUGCUCGAGCCGAAGGGGAAAAGAAAUCCUGAGGUUUAUUGUUCAUCGGCAACGAGCUGAUGGGAGGCUGCCCCUAUAGCUGCACUGCUUUGGGAUAACCCCCAUCCUGCCUGCUGUUGUGUUUGUGGGGAGGGCUGUUGGUAUGCUGAAGGUUUGAGGCUGGCAGCAGCAGCAGGCGUUGUGCUCCUUUCUCUUAUCUCCUGCCAGCUGGAGUGGUCCCCAGGUGGUAAAAGCAGACUUUCUCCCAAAGGGUUUGGCUUGAUGGCCAACUGAGUGUAAACAGGAGAAGAGUUCAAAGUCUGGAUGACCGGAGCUCGGAGUUUCUGAUGAGGACAACGAGUGUGCCGGCUUGUGCAACAGCUUCCUCCAGAAUAGACUCCUUGUUAUGUAAUGACAAGGUGCUGCUCUCAGUGUCAGCGUUAAGCUUUGACAAAGCAAAUAACCCAAAUCCCAUUUUUUUACAGCAGCUUUUCUCUAGCUGUCUGUAACUGCGCCCUAACUUCUGAGGUGUUGGAGAUAAAGCAUCAAGCAGUUGUGGUCCAGGGAGCUCAGCGGGGCUGGGCAUCCUAUACCCAACCUGCAGAGCUGCUUGGUGUUCUGGAAAGCCAACAAGCAUAUCUGAGCAUUCUGCAGGGCAGGGAAAGAUGGGAUGGUCUCUAACCUCAGUUCCAAGCAGCCACAGUUGGUGAGGAAGUGAACAUAGCACCCUCACUGGUGAAGGAAAUAGAUGAAUGUGUGCAGUGCAAAUGUCUACAGAGGUGGUGUGUCUUGCAGAGAGAGAAAUGCCACAGGGUGAUGUCCAUAAGGACAAAAGAAAGGAUGGCAUGCAGGGGGCCCUGUUUCAGAAAGGGUUCUUCCAUUUUUUUUCCUGUUUACCUUCCCUAUUAGCAGUUGUCCUUAUCUCUGUGUUGUAAAGAAAUGCUGCCUUUUGGGAAUAAACAGAUGGGAAUUCAUGAAGUUGGAUGCAGUCCAAGGGGCAGCUGCUGUAGAGGAAAAUCUGCUGGUGUGUGUAGCCUGAGACUGCAGGAUCAAAAAGGUCUUCAGCUGGUGCAUGGGGGCAUCACAGCCUGCUAAACUGCAGACAGAGCAAAAGUCAUGUUAACCUGACUGUUGUGAGAGCCAAGUUUGAUCCUGCAGUCACAGAAGAGUUGCAUCGAGGUGGCGCGAAGCCAGCUGCUGUGUUAUUUUCAGCACUGUGUAUAUGCACUUGUUUUACUGUGUUUUCACAAGAUUGUCUGCCAUAGUUUACAGUGAGGGCUGGUCAGAGGGACCUCUUGGUGAUGAUUGAUGGUGGUUGUAGCACAGGACCCCUUUUCCUUUUACUUGCCAUCAGAUGCAUGUCCUGUACCCACUGUGCCGCUUCUGAGCAGCCUCAGUAAGUUUGCAGACAACACCAAGUUGGGAGGGAGUGUUGAUCUUCCUGAGGGGAGAAAAGCACUGCAGAGGGACCUGGAUGGACCGGAUCUAUGGGCCAAGGUUAGCUGUAUGAGUUUCAAUAGGGCCAAGUGUCAGGUCCUGCAUUUUGGUCACAACAACCCCAGGAAACCCUACAGGCUUGGAGAAGAGUGGCUGGAAAGCUGUCUGACGGAAAAGGACCUUGGUGUGCUGAUAUUCAGUCGGCUGAAUAUGAGCCAGCAGUGUGCCCUGGUGGCCAAGAAGGCCAAUGGCAUCCUGGCUUGGAUCAGCAAUGAGCGCUCACCAUGGUCAAUGAGAACCAGCAUACCUGCAGUGCCAGCUCCAGCUCCAAGUCCGAUGGCGGCAGCAGCAGUGGGAGUGAAAGCUCCAAGGACAGCUCACGCUGCUCCACUCCUGUCCUCGAUGCCGAGCGUCACGAGCGACUGCGGGAGAAGAUGCGGCGGCGGCAGGACUCUGGGGACAGGUGGUUCUCCCUGGAGUUCUUCCCUCCACGCACAGCCAAUGCUGCUGUCAAUCUCAUCUCCAGGUUUGACCGCAUGGCAGCAGGUGGUCCUCUCUUCAUUGAUGUGACGUGGCAUCCUGCAGGGGACCCAGGAUCUGACAAGGAAACCUCCUCCAUGAUUAUUGCCAACACUGCAGUCAACUACUGUGGCCUGGAGACCAUCCUUCACAUGACGUGCUGCAAUCAGACCAAGGAUGACAUCACAGGGCACCUGCAGAAGGCCAAACGGCUGGGGCUGAAGAACAUCAUGGCAUUGCGUGGAGAUCCUGUUGGUGAGGAAUGGGAGGAAGAAGUACAUGGAUUCAAUCAUGCUGUUGACCUGGUUAAGCACAUUCGCAGUGAAUUUGAUGAUUACUUUGACAUCUGUGUGGCAGGCUACCCCAAGGGUCAUCCUGAAGCAGAGAGCUAUGAGGCAGACCUGAAGCACCUGAAGGAGAAAGUUCUUGCUGGAGCAGACUUCAUCAUUACACAGCUUUUCUUCCGACCAGAAACCUUUCUCAAGUUCAUGAAGGACUGUCAAGCCAUUGGCAUUACCUGCCCCAUUAUUCCUGGCAUCUUCCCCAUACAGGGUUACCACUCUCUGCGCCAGCUGGUGAAGCUCUCCAAACUGGAAGUGCCCCAGGAAAUCAAAGAUGUGAUUGAACCCAUCAAGGAUAACGAUGCAGCUAUCCGGAAUUAUGGGGUGGAGCUGGCAGUGUCCAUGUGCCGGGAGCUGCUGGACAGUGGCCUGGUGCAUGGGCUCCAUUUUUACACCCUCAAUCGGGAAGUGGCUACUACUGAAGUCCUUAAGCGCCUUGGCAUUUGGAAUGAGGACCCUAGGCGACCUCUGCCUUGGGCAGUCAGUGCUCACCCCAAGAGAAGAGUUGAAGAUGUUCGGCCAAUCUUUUGGGCCUCUAGGCCUAAAAGCUACAUCUAUCGAACUCAAGAGUGGGAUGAUUUCCCCAACGGUCGAUGGGGUAACUCCUCUUCUCCGGCCUUUGGGGAGCUGAAGGACUAUUAUCUCUUCUACCUGAAGAGCAAGUCUCCCCGUGAGGAGCUCCUGAAGAUGUGGGGAGAAGAACUGACUGGUGAGGAAAGCGUCUUUGAGGUUUUCACAUGUUACAUCACCGGAGAGCCCAACAAGAAUGGACACAGGGUUACGUGUAUGCCCUGGAACGAUGACCCUCUUGCUACUGAGACCAGCCUUCUGAAGGAGCAGCUGGAGAAGGUCAACAGACGAGGAAUCCUGACUAUUAACUCCCAGCCAAACAUCAAUGGCAAACCCUCCACAGACCCCAUUUUUGGCUGGGGACCUAGUGGAGGUUAUGUCUUCCAAAAGGCAUACCUAGAGUUCUUCACCUCCAGUGAGAUCGUCACAGCACUGCUCAAAGUGUUGAAGAAGUACGAGUUGCGGGUGAACUACCACAUUGUCAACGUCAAGGGCCAGAAUAUCACCAACGCUCCUGACCUGCAACCCAAUGCUGUUACCUGGGGCAUCUUUCCAGGCAGGGAGAUAAUCCAGCCCACCGUGGUAGACCCUGUAAGCUUCCUUUCCUGGAAGGAUGAGGCCUUUGCUCUGUGGAUUGAGCAGUGGGCCAAGCUCUACGAAGAGGAGUCGCCCUCUCGCAUGAUCAUCCAAUACAUCCACGACAAUUAUUAUUUGGUCAACCUGGUGGACAAUGACUUCCCACUUGAGAACUGCCUCUGGCAGGUUGUGGAUGAUACUUUUGAGCUGUUGAACUCUCCACCUCAGCAGUGAAAAACUCAUUUGCUCCCUUAGUUCUCCCUUCCAUCUGCUGACUGCAAGGAGAGAAAAAGCAGCUCCUUUCAGAAUGCUGGACCAGAGGCUCCUAAACCCAGUCAGCGUUGCUGCUCAGAGUCAGGCAACUCUGAUCAACCCCCAUUACAAGCUCUUCUAUCCCAACAAAAAUGUUCCUUAUCCCUUUCCACUGAACAGUAGCCAGGAGAACCACCUGUACUUCUGAGCUGAGGUUCUCUGUUGAGCUUGAACGCCAGCUCUGCAGGAUGGAGGGGUGCUCACCAUGGUUAUGUUGAUCACAGCUUGUAGGAGAAACCUUGCACACCAAUGUGGUACAGCUCAGUGGAAGUCUGGCAACUUUCUUCUGCAAGGCAUGCUGCUUUGGGGGCAGAAACACUCCUGUCAACAACAUCUAUGCAAGGAAGUUGAUGCAGCAGCUACCAACCAUAAAAAGAAGCUCAAACUGCUUUUGCGUUGCACUCCAAAGAUGUAUUGCAUCACAACUAAUAUCAGACUCUUUUUGUGCUCACUCCAGAAGAAGGUUUAAUCUUUCCUAACUUUUCCUCUUAGCUGUACUUCCUGAUUUUUAGGUUCUUUUUUAAUGGGAAUAUGAAUUCCACUUCUGGAUGUGAUCAAAUAGGAAUCACUCUACUUAAAUGUACAAUAAACUACAUGUAUACAAGUG
This is a messenger RNA of Lagopus muta (rock ptarmigan), 4678 nucleotides long. It is a transcript of the gene MTHFR, whose product is annotated as methylenetetrahydrofolate reductase. NCBI's taxonomy places the organism in Eukaryota, Metazoa, Chordata, Aves, Galliformes, Phasianidae. Bases 2038 to 3993 code for a protein of 651 amino acids. The record is from RefSeq and is a predicted model, not a curated record. Gene Ontology annotation, biological process: tetrahydrofolate interconversion. The transcript has 12 exons. Gene Ontology annotation, cellular component: cytosol. Gene Ontology annotation, molecular function: methylenetetrahydrofolate reductase [NAD(P)H] activity; FAD binding.